This is a messenger RNA of Didymodactylos carnosus, 5519 nucleotides long. NCBI's taxonomy places the organism in Eukaryota, Metazoa, Rotifera, Eurotatoria, Philodinida, Philodinidae. The record is from the annotation of a GenBank genome assembly.
CCGGGUCUCUGGAGAUCUAUCAGCCCAAACCAUUGUGAUAUUCGGAAUCAGCAUGCUCGAUUAGCCCCGGUCAACUGAGUCUCAGCUCAAAAGCGAGGGAACACUUGGUGGGCUUUCCUCGUGAGAUGCUUAAGACCUAGAAAAAGCGUUUCCAUCAAUUCUCUCAAAAAUUUUAAAAAGGUUUUAAAAGAACAUCUUCAUUUUUAAUUCCUUUUUUAUUUUCAAAUCUUUCUUCUUCUUCAUUUCUAAACAAGAUGAGUGUAAGUUGGUAGAGGAACAAUGCUGUGACAGCUUAAAGUGUAAUUUAUAUGUAAUGCACUCAUCUUAUCUUUUAAAUGAAUUUUAUAUGUGAAAACCAUUUCUCUCACUACUUUUCAUUAAUGGUCAUAUUCGACAGAAACUUUGAAUCGAAUGUUUAUUUUUUCUGUUGCACCUCAUACUUACGUCUGAGCUGUUUCAGGUACCAUGAUCAGUUACCCAAAUAAAGAGAUUGAUAGAUAGGUAAAAGAUCAUUAGACUUUCUGCACUAUAUUUGUUUAUCACACCUACAUCUUUCAGAAGAACUUUUCACAUUUUUACUGCGAAAGAGCAACACUGACAAGCGUUUUUUUACAAAACACACUGUCCUCUUUUACGUUUUUAAUGUAAUCAAUUUAAAAGAAGUCGAAAUUUUAAAAGUUGAUUAUUCGCACUUCAAAAAAACUGAAAUAAGAAAAAGAAUCUUGCAGACGUUAUUAUUCGUAGCGGUGUAUAUUUACAACGGUAGUAGACAAGGAAAGAAAUGUCAAUAUAAGCAUACAUUACAGAAAAAAAUGUUGCUGAACCUGAAAAAAGAAAUGAAGAAUAGAAAUAACUUUUAUUAAUCUACAAUAAAGAGUAAGUUAAAUUAAGAGUAUGUUUUUGAACAAGUUUACUCAUAGUAAGAUUGUACUUUCAAAAUAGGAAAUCCUACAGUCCGAUUUUCAGUUUUGUAUCUGUUUCCAAAGACCUGCUGCAUCUUAAAUAGCUGACUUGAAAGCUUAUUGAACUCAAUCACGAAAACAAUAUAUUAUGACCAGACAUACGAUGUUUUCGAGACAGUUUAAAUGAUUCCAGUAAAAUACUCCAAUUGAACGAGAAACGCGUGUAGAAGGUGCUAGGCUUCAUAUUACGUUCAACUCGUCUUUGAGAUCAUAAAAUGCCUUGAACGCAUCUGGAUGCGCUGUUUUAUACCAUUCGCCAACAAAAUGUGGCCAUAUUUGCGGUUCGAGGCGCCUCACAGUUUAUCGAGUAUAUUCAAGAGCGUUGAGAUGGAUCUCGAUCAGGACAAAUGCGUUCACACGCUUCUCAAGAAAACAAGAGUUGGAUCGAAGAAAAAUGUUAUAUUCUGAAACCUUUUUACUAUUUAAGCUCGACUUGUUUGAACUAAAUAAGUUUUUUGUUACGGAAAAGUUCAAGCCUUGGGAAUUCUAACUGACCCUUACUACACACGCAAUCCUCGAGACGCCAGAACGACGAUUAGUAAGAGAAUAGGUGCGCGCAUCUGAGAAUCGAAUCACCGACUUAUUUUGAUGGCAUCUUAACUGUGUUGGAAGAGAAGAUGCCGAAAGACAAUCUUGAGGGCUGCGCAUACUAAGCGCUAGUUCAAGUUUCCAAGGCUCGAGCUAUUCUGGAGUGAAAAAGGCAAUUAUAGUACAAAAUUUAUUGCAAAACGUCUGUAACGAGAGAGAAAUCGCGUGUAGAACACUGCAGGUUAAACCUGGGUUAGGUUUAGGUUAUAAAAAAUUUUAUAGUUUUGAUUGUAGGCUGCGAUUGAUAAUUAUUUUUAACCUAAACGAAAAAUAAACGAUUUUGAAUGAUUACAUUAAAAUUGCCAAUACUUUGAGUAAUAAAGCAUAGUCUUAUUGGGUCAAAUAACUGAUACGAACAAUAGCAGAUAUUCUUCUCUUGUCACGAGCUGAGACUUUCUCACAUUUUCGCUUAGCACUAAUAGUAUUAGCAUUUACUUGUACCAGUCAAAUGAAUGUAAUUCUGAAACCGUCUGAGUGGAACUUUAUCGCUCAAUCGAUAAAGUUUAGACUGAACUACUUUUAAACCGAAAAAUGGUACAAUCAAAAAAGGAAGUACAUAGAAAAAACUUCCGUUUGUUAAAAAUAAAUGGCGAAUACACAACAAUAAUAGAACCUUCAUAGCAUCGAGAGGCUAAAGUGAAAUUUUGGUCUACUCUUAAGAGGGUCUCCCUACUCAGAAAGCUAUUUUUCAAACGUUGUAUUAAAGAAUAAAAGAUUCAAUCACUUCAUUUCUUUAUUAAUUUAAAAUAUGAUUUAUUUCGUAUAAGCUUUUCUAUCAGACGCUGUUUAGGUGAGAAAAAACAAUAACGAUCUGGAACAAAGCUGAAGUUUAGGCUUCUGAUACCAGACUUUGGGAAUUUUGUAUAGGUUAUAUUAGGUUAACCUAGGUUAGUUACGAAACACAUUAAUAGGUUAGAUUAAGUUUUGGUUACGAAUUUUGUAAGUUAGGUCACAGUUUCUCCAAAAGUCAUAACCUGCAGAACUCUAACCGCUUGUAGCCUCGCAAAUAAAGGACCGUAUCUGCCAAAGAGUUUUCCUAGCGAUACUAGGCAUACACUAGUAUUCGCCGAUGUAGAAUCCAUAUUACUUUCACAAAAAAUCUUUUUGUAACACAAAAUAUUCUAGAAUAUUUUUAACCAUUCGGUUUGGUAGUGCACUCAUUUCUCUACAAAGUGAGGAAUGUACGGUUUGAUUCGGUAAAUGUUUGCCAGUCCCUCCACAACCGAUACUGAUUACUUUGAGUGUGUGGCUCUUUGUCAAGGAAGCGAUCAUGGCAGAAAGAAAGGAGAUGAAGACUUACGCCAUGUCUCACUCUGUGGGAAAAUGUUUGCUCUAUAAUAGCAAGUCGUGAAAACCCUAUAAUCUAUUGUAAUCUGUAAUCAGUCUGAUUGAGGAGAACCGUAAAACAUAUCGGCUUCAGAAUUUCAGAUUUCAAGAAAAAAAGGUCAACGCGACCUAUAGCAGUUGAGUACCAUAUGGCCAGAGCAGGUAUGUGACAAGGAGAAAAUUAAGGGUUUUAAUUAUCAUACUCUUGAUCGCCAUGUCUAGUUGUGCUAUUAAUAUUGCCGGUGCUCCCUGUACAGAAAAUGUUAACUUAGGAUCCCAUCAAGCAUUUCGACUAAAUUUCGACGGAAGCUUUUUUCUCGAGAGGAAGGACUGGCAACUAUACGAAUAGCACAGUUCGACAUGGCAAUCACGAAUGUGGUAAUUUAACGCCUUAAUUUCUUCCUUCUCACAUACCUGCUCUAGCCAUACGAUGAAGGCGAAUAUUGUUCAAAUAGCAACCAACACUAUCGCUAGUGUUGAAAUAUCUUAUUUUGAUUGUUUUUGGCCAUUAGUGCUUUGAAAAAGUUCGGUAGAACAGUUUUAACGUUAAAACUAGAAAAAUUAAAAUGAAAUUAAAAGGAGAUUUUCUGAAGAUCUCCUAGAAAACGUUGAUCAGGUGGCAUUGGAAUCUCGCUAAACCUAAACCAUUUGUUUAGUUUUUAUUUCUAUCUCCAACCACGUUUGAACUGAGUCUCCAUCUCUUAGGUGAACUGCGCUACAUUCAUUUUGAAAAAGUUGAGUUUUUUAAGUGUUAAAUUAAAUUGAAAAAUUGAAAUUUUGAGUUAGAAACUUGAUUUUUUUUCAAAAUGUUCGCCUUUCGACGCUGAAUCCGAAUAUGUUAUUUAAAACGUUCCAUAUCCUAACGGCGAUUAUAAGACUUUUAAUUCAACUGAUGUAGUCCAAAAACCACGGUUUUCUGCAAAUCCCACUUCGAAAGGUUUUGGAGAAAAGUUUCUAGAGACAAAAGGAAAGAAGAGUUCCUCGAGAAACUCUUAUAAACCAGAGGACAGCUUCACAGCUUAGUGGGGUCCGAAGAUAGUUUUCUUGAGCAAGACGCUUAUUCAAUGAUAAGUUGCGCGUAUGGAAUCGUGUAAAUUUCUAGAAAUUUCUGAUUGUUCGAGGUAGAGACAGGCAUGUGGACGGAUCUUUUUAACAGUCAUAAAACAUAAUAUCUAAGCGCGUCUAGACGUGUUUGUUUUAUAUCGAGAUGAAAGUGAACGUAUCUGGAUGUUUACAUAUAAUAAAAUUAUCCAGUAGGCAGAACUACUUUAUAUCCCAGGUAAAACUGAGUAUUGAAUUAGCAUAAUUAAAACCUAAAAUGGGCGAAGAACAUGAGAAGAACCUUGAACUGUUUAUGCAGCAUCAUUGAUGCAAGUUUAAAGAAGAACACUUUUUUACAUCAUUCGAUGACCUCAAUCCAACCAUAUGAAAUUUUUGAGUUGCUGGUUACUUAAAUAUAUUCUACUUAUAAUUAUUUGACGUUUGCUAUGUUUUGUUGUUUUAAGAUCGUCAAUUGUGUUCGAAAAUAUGAUAACCACAUUAGAAGAUUUGCCUGAUGAAGUUUUAUUAAUCAUACUCAAUAACUUCUCAGUUGCUACAGUACACUAUGCAUUCGAUAAGCUUAAUGCACGGUUCAAUUGCAUUUUGAAUGACAAAUAUCUUCGAUUAACGUUCGAUACAAAAAAUAUACCUGAUCGAUUGUUUUAUGAUUUUUGUGAUUCAGUCUUAUUAAAAUAUGCUGAUCGUCUAGUAUCGUUAACCUUAUCAAAACCAAUUGAGUUAUUUUCAUCCAAUAGUCAAAUAAAAUUUCAUCAACUUGAAGUCUUGAAAAUAGCGGGCUGUUCGAUGUCUUUUUCACUGUUAUCGGUAUUAAAACAAUUACAAAAUUUAUGUAAAUUAUCCAAAUUGUUUAUCUGUGUUCCUUUGCUUGAAUCGAAUUCUGUAUGUAGAAUGAUUUUAUGUAAAAAUUAUCUGUCACAGUUAAAGAUGUUUUAUAUUGUAUUCGAUUCUUUUAUUUCGUUAAAUGGUGCUAAUCAUAUACUAAUAAUACCAAAUAAUUUAAAACAUUUAUCUCUACAAUGUGAUAUAAAUGAUUUAUUACUUGUACUCAAAUAUUCGCCAAAAUUAGAGUAUCUAAAUGUGGUUACUUGCGGUAAUAUUCAAACAUUGACAAAUAAUUUCGUGUUGGAAUUAAAAUACUUAAAAAUAAAUAUAAAAAAUGUUUCUUAUGUUAAUUUGUUCAACAUAUUAAAUAUAGUACCAAAUUUGAAUCGAUUUAAACUAACCGGAUAUGUUCAAGAUCCAGAUUUUUUCAAUGGAGAAAAUUUAUCAGGUUUAAUACCAUUAACACUCGACAAUUUUCAAAUGAUCAUUAAAACUGGCGUUGAGCACCAAGGUAGUAUUGAUCCAAAUAAGAUAUCAACAGUGCUGAAUAAAGAUAGGUGUGACUGGUAUAGUGUUCAACAGAAAACAGAUGGUCUUUGUUUAGAAUUAUCUGUUCGAAGCAUAAAAAAAUGCAGAUUAUUACCAACAACUGAUCCAACGACAAUAGAACGACAUCUACCGCAACCGUCAACAGUUAAAUGUAUAAUGAAGGCCUUUUUCGUCACUGUCGCAGUAGCAAUCGCUUAUUAUUUGUUUUAA